AUGUGCCUUAUCUUCCUGCUGAUAAGCAACGGCGCUACAGUCUUCGCACAGUUCAAUGGAUACAACUGUGAUGCCAACUACCACAGCAGGUUUCCUGGAGAACGGGACAUAAGUGUGUACUGUGGAGUCCAAACAAUCACCUUGAAGAUCAACUUCUGCCCGGUGUUGUACUCCGGCUACACCGACGCAGAUCUGGCCCUGAACGGUCACCAUAGCGACACCCAAUGUCGGGGCUUCAUCAACAACAACACCUUCCCGACUGCCCUCUUGUUCAGCAUCAGCCUCAGCACCCUGGAGGCCUGUGGGAACAGCCUGGUGGUCAGCACGGCCUACGGGGCGAACGCCUACGGGAACAUGUCUCUGGUGCAGAUGGGGAACGUCUCGGGCUACAUCGACACGCCGGACCCGCCGACCAUCAUCAGCUACCUGCCGGGCCUGCUGUACAAGUUCAGCUGCAGCUACCCGCUGGAGUACCUGGUCAAUAACUCCCAGCUGGCCUCCUCCUCGGCUGCCGUGUCUGUCAAGGACAGCAAUGGUACCUUUGUCAGCACCCUCAGCAUGAUUCUCUACAACGAUUCCACGUACAAUCAGCCUCUCUCCAUCCCAAUGGCUGGUCUGGCCCUCAAAACCCGAGUAUUUGCCGCAGUCAAGGCGACUAACUUGGACAAACGGUGGAACAUAUUGAUGGACUACUGUUACACCACCCCCUCAGGGAAUCCUAAUGAUGAACUACGCUAUGACCUUUUCUCCGGGUGCAACAAAGACCCACAGACGACGGUCUUCGAGAACGGAAAGAGCCAGAUGGGACGUUUUUCCUUCGAGGUUUUCCGGUUUGUGAAGCACAGGCACCAGAAGAUGUCCACCGUCUUCCUGCACUGCGUCACCAAGCUCUGCAGGGCGGACGACUGCAUCCUCCUCAUGCCAAUAUGUGGGCGGCGACGCAAACGGGAAGAGGAAGCCAACUUUGGGUCGCUGCCAGCCGCGAGUGGCAACGCAGUCAUCACUGCAGGACCGAUCAUCACCAGGAGUGAGGAAACUCCUGUGAACAACUCCCAGCUCGCAAGUGGUGCGCCCUCCCGACUGUUGAACCCGGUGACCACCACUCUGAUCACGGGCGUGUGCGUCCUGGGCGGGAUCAGCACGGCCUUCUUCGUGCUGCUGGUCCGAGUACUGAAGAAGUCCCGCCUCCCUCCGAGUGAGACCUCAAGUGUUUGGAAUCCUGGUUUUAAAUGA
Synchiropus splendidus (mandarinfish) is the source of this 1233-nucleotide messenger RNA. RefSeq names its product zona pellucida-like domain containing 1b (gene zpld1b). The coding region runs from base 1 to 1233 and encodes 410 amino acids. Gene Ontology annotation, cellular component: cell surface. NCBI's taxonomy places the organism in Eukaryota, Metazoa, Chordata, Actinopteri, Syngnathiformes, Callionymidae. The record is from RefSeq and is a predicted model, not a curated record. The transcript is spliced from 10 exons.